Molecule: messenger RNA, 3516 nt
Organism: Helicoverpa armigera (cotton bollworm)
Lineage: Eukaryota; Metazoa; Arthropoda; Insecta; Lepidoptera; Noctuidae
Gene: Sur-8
Product: leucine-rich repeat protein soc-2 homolog
Exons: 1
Coding region: 356-2059 (567 amino acids)
Molecular function (GO): protein binding
Source: RefSeq, a predicted model, not a curated record
CCUGCCUGCUUGAAAUGAAAUGAAAUCUGUCUGAAUCGAAUUCCAUUCCAUUUUCGCUUGACUUGAGCAAAUCUGUUUUCGUGAAAAUUACAAUUUUUGUGAUUACUGCGCCUGUUUGAAGAAUUUUAUGCUAUUGAUUCAGUUUAACAUUGCGUCGUUAGUGUAAAGUGCUAUUUAUAUGCGAGUGUUAUCGUGGAUGAGUGCAGGAAGUCGUUCAUUUCAUACCACUGAAAUAGGGUAUUGAUUUGUGUCUAAUACGAUGAGAUGACAAAACCAUGUCAAGAGUGUUUUAGUAAAUAAUAUAAAAGAGUAAGAGAUUUUCUGAACCUAUUGUUGGUGUUUGGAAUAGAACGGAAUGAAUCUCGAUAAUUCAUCGAGAGAAAAUUCUGAAGCAUUAGAUUCUGUUGGUACUGUGAGCCCGAGAGAUAAAUAUCAAAGCAUGAGAGAAAAGAAGCUAUCCACUGCGUCGCUGACGAACGCUGAGGGUGCUCGGCCGAAGGUCGUGACUGUCAAGCAUCCGGAGUCCAAUAAGCCGAAACCCACAGCCAAGAAGAAUAAACCCAUACAGGCAGAUUUAGAUAUUAUCAAAGAAUUUCAAAGAUGCCGUGACGAAGGACUUAAACGGCUUGAUUUAAGCAAAUCUUCCAUUACUUGUCUCCCACCUAAUGUCCGUGAUCUUACCCACUUAGUGGAAUUUUAUUUGUAUGGAAACAAGCUAGCAUUACUGCCUGCAGAGUUUGGAUGUCUGGUGAACCUGCAAACAUUAGCAUUGAAUGAGAAUUCACUCACAAGUUUACCACAGUCCCUCGCCAACUUGAAGUGUUUAAAAGUAUUAGAUCUGCGACACAACAAGCUCAAUGACAUACCAGACGUUGUUUAUAAGCUCACAUCACUGACAACAUUAUUUUUAAGAUUCAAUAGAAUCAGAGUUGUUGGCAAUGGAAUUUCCCAUUUGACUAAUUUGACAAUGUUAAGUUUAAGAGAAAAUAAAAUCAAAGAAUUAUCAUCUGGAAUUGGCAAAUUGGUGAAUUUAGUAACAUUUGAUGUUUCACACAAUCAUUUAGAGCAUUUACCACAAGAGAUUGGUAAUUGUGUUAAUUUAUCAACACUUGACCUUCAACACAAUGAGUUAUUGGAUAUACCCGAGACCAUCGGCAAUCUGCAAGCCAUUACCCGCCUGGGCCUCAGAUACAACAGACUGACUGCUAUCCCUGCCUCACUCAGCAACUGCAAGCACAUGGAUGAAUUUAAUGUUGAAGGGAAUUCUAUAUCCCAGCUGCCUGAUGGCCUCUUGGCUAGUUUAAAUGAACUGACAAGUAUCACUCUAUCAAGGAACUCAUUUGGGAGCUACCCGUCGGGAGGUCCAGCUCAGUUUACUAAUGUGUUCUCUAUAAAUCUGGAGCACAAUCAGAUUGACAAAAUUCCAUAUGGAAUAUUCUCCAGGGCUAAGAAUGUCACUAAGUUGAACAUGAAAGAGAACUUGCUUACAUCUCUUCCCCUUGAUAUUGGAACCUGGGUAAACAUGGUGGAACUCAACUUGGGAACAAAUCAGUUGGCCAAAUUACCUGAUGACAUACAAUGCCUACAAAACUUAGAAGUUCUGAUAUUAUCUAAUAAUUGCUUGAAGCGGGUACCUCCCAGUAUUGGAAGCCUAAGGAAAUUGAGGGUUUUGGAUCUUGAAGAAAACAAGUUAGAAGUUUUGCCAAAUGAAAUUGGUUUUCUGCAUGAUUUACAAAAACUGAUUGUUCAGUCAAAUCAGCUGACAUCACUGCCCCGCUCAAUUGGCCACCUGACCAACCUGACAUAUCUCAGUGUUGGUGAAAACAACUUGCAAUACUUACCUGAGGAAAUUGGCACUUUGGAGAAUCUAGAAUCACUUUAUCUGAAUGACAACCCCAACCUGUGCAAUCUGCCGUUUGAGCUAGCACUUUGUGUGAGCUUACAGAUCAUGAGCAUUGAGAACUGCCCACUGACUGCUAUUCCACCAGAAGUGGUGUCCUCGGGACCUUCUCUAGUAAUUCAAUAUUUAAAGUCUCAAGGGCCAUAUAGAGCUAUGUGAUAUCAGGAAGAUGAUUAUUUACCGGCCGGAGAAGGCUAGUAAACUUUUUUAGGUGCUUGAAAUGGCAAGCUUAUCCAGAAAAUGUAUACUCAAAAGUUUCUGUUGAGAAAUAAAAAAAAUACUAUACCCAUUGUAUGCUACUAGUAAUGUUUAAAUGUAAGAAUUGACAUAAUUGUGGGUUGAAAUGUUUUUAUGAUUCUGUCUAUCAAUUUAUUUCAAUGUAUUUUUGUGUCCAGUUUGAUAGAUAUAACUCCCAAUAUAUUAUACUAUUUAAUGUUUUCAUUAUUAUGUAAUAGAUGUUUAAGAUUUAAGAAAUUGUUUUAUUGGUAUCACAAAAAUUAUAAAAUCACAAAAACAAACUGAUUAGUGUUAGUAGGUAAAAGUAUAUUGUAAAAUGCUGUAUAUAAAAUGCACAAUAAUAAUAUUAUCCAUGUUUUCCAGUCCAUAAAUGGAUUUUUUAAAUAGUAAGUAAUGAUCUUUCAAUAUCAAGUGUCAAAAAGCUUCUUAUUCUGAUUGUUAUAUUGUAAUAUGAAGACCCAAAUAAGAAGCAUGUGCAAUCUAUUGAGCUUAGUGUCAUAAGAUACCAGUUAACUAUGAUUAAGUAAAUUAUUUGUUUAAAAGCAUUUUCAAAGAAACUCUUCGUUUGGACAAUAUCUAGCAGUACCUUUAAAUUGAUAUUUAAAAGCAUUUUCUCACAAAUUGUUUUCAUGAAGUACUGGCAUUUAAAUAUUUUAAAAAAUACACUAAUGUUUUUAAUCAGUAUUUUGUGUGUUAUUUAGAUUUUGAUGUUUUGUAGACGAGUUAAAUAUGUGGGUAUUUUACAUCAAUUUUAAACUUUUGAAAGAUCUCAUAAUUACAUUAUUGGAGUUUUAACAGUGUGUUUACUGUUUUGAGGAAAUUCCUCAUUAUCAUCAUGACUAAUUAUGCAUUAUUUACAAUAGGUUUCCUAUCUGUUGCAUUUAACAUUUUCUUAUUUAUAAGUGUAUGUUAUUUAGAAAUUAGAUACCAUUUGUAUUCUUUUGUGGCUAUAUUCACGUGCAGGAUUAUUCCUAAUGCAUUUUUUUAUUUAAUAUUUCAAGUGCGCACACGAUUUAGUUAAUUAAGAUCAACCUUUUAUGUAUUACAUCUUUACAAUUUUUAUAUUCCUAGUUCUAAAAAAAAAAGAUUGAUGUUAAUAUUUUAUACGAUAAAAUGAUAGAUGUCUAGUCACAGUAAAAUUGAUUUCGUAAUGACGAUUUUCAUGUAUUUGAUGUAUUCCAUGACAUACUAUAACCACCCUAACAAUAUAAUGUAUUAUUGACCCUUUCAAUAAAGAGAUUGCUGUUUUUGCGACUUGUGCUAAGCGCUCUGGUGAAACCUGUCCUAAUUUUAAUGUUGAUCCGUGUGUAGUUAUUCGUUUUUAAUCAAUGUUUCAGUAACAUGUAAACAUGUUAUGAAAUAAAUAAAUUAUAUAGUAA